Messenger RNA from Scaptodrosophila lebanonensis, 1842 nucleotides. RefSeq lists its product as uncharacterized. The transcript is spliced from 2 exons. Gene Ontology annotation, molecular function: DNA-binding transcription factor activity, RNA polymerase II-specific; RNA polymerase II cis-regulatory region sequence-specific DNA binding. NCBI's taxonomy places the organism in Eukaryota, Metazoa, Arthropoda, Insecta, Diptera, Drosophilidae. The coding region runs from base 1 to 1842 and encodes 613 amino acids. Gene Ontology annotation, biological process: anatomical structure morphogenesis; cell differentiation; regulation of transcription by RNA polymerase II. The record is from RefSeq and is a predicted model, not a curated record.
AUGGCUAACACUGACUUGGCCUCAUCGCGGCCAUCGUCACCGGGACAGGAGCGAGCGCCGAAGCCGCAACUGAUGGCUGGCAUUUAUCCCGGCGGUGGUUCGGCCAAUUGUGGCGGUGGCAACACUGGUGGCGCCCCCAAUCCGAGCUCUCGGCCAUCGCACUCGCAGGCCACAAUGGCUCUGGAGCAGUAUCGCCUGCAACUCUACAACUAUGCGCUGAAUAUAGAGCGUCUGCGGUGUCCACAAUAUGCGAGUGCCGCCGGUUCGAUGGCGCCUUGGGUGCAUCCCUAUGGGGCCCAUGGUGCGGGGGGAAAUCGGAUGGCGACGCUCUCGACCAUCUCGCUCUUUCCCCAAUCGCAGCGCAUCUUCCAGCCCGAGGAGCCGAAGCCACAGCAUAGCUAUAUCGGCCUGAUAGCCAUGGCGAUUCUAAGCUCGACGGAUCUGAAGCUUGUGCUGUCGGACAUUUAUCAGUAUAUAUUGGAUAACUAUCCGUACUUUCGCACCCGUGGUCCGGGCUGGCGAAACUCGAUUAGGCACAAUCUCUCCCUUAACGAUUGCUUCAUUAAGUCGGGCCGAAGUGCCAAUGGAAAGGGCCACUACUGGGCAAUUCAUCCGGCGAAUAUGGACGACUUCCGCAAGGGUGAUUUCCGGCGGCGGAAAGCGCAGCGGAAAGUGCGCAAGCAUAUGGGCCUGUCCGUGGAUGAUGCCAGCACUGAUUCCCCCAGUCCUCCGCCUUUGGAUCUGACGACGCCGCCACCCACUGCGCAGGCUUCCAUGCAGCUGGCCGCUCUCAAUUAUCCGUACCAUCAUCACUACAUCGGCCAGUUCUUUGGACGCAGUGUGGCAGUUGCGUCCAGUCUACAGCCCCAAUAUGCGGCCGUGCAACGCGACCAGGUCCACCAUCAGCCAUCGGAGCAACAGCUGCCCCAACGCCUCGAGCCGGCCAUCCAACAAUCGCAGCACCAGCACAUAGCUUAUAUUAACUCGACGACAACGACCACCAUUGCGAAUCUCUACUCACAGACCCGUAAGCGACAGUUCGACGUGGCCUCCCUUCUCGCUCCCGAUGUGCAGAUUGUCGACAUUGUGGAGGACAAGGCCGCCGAGUUGACACUCUCCGAUGCACCCGCAGCCACACGCACCACCACCCAGACCCAGCAUACGGUCAUCACCAAGGUGCAGGUGCAAAAGCAGCAGACCAUUCAUCGUGAGGUGGUCGUGGAUCUUGAGGAGUCUCCGGGAGCUGAUGCCGAUGUAGACGGUGACGUGGACAUCGAUGUGGUUGAUGAUGUCGACGAAGACGUGGAUGCCGAAGAGCAGGAGCCGGAAGAGCAGCCCCUUCAGCGACAACAUCCGCGUCGGGAGCACCAUCUGAGUACACAACAGGUUAUCCAGCAGGUUUUUACUGCGGCAGACGACAAUAUUUCGUACCUAAGCGAUGCCAGACGCUCUUCAUUCGAUGCGGACAACGAGGAGCAGGAGCCCCAUCACCACCACCAUCAUCAUUUCUCUCCCUCGGCCACCUAUGCGCGCUCAUUGGGCGGCAGCAGUAGCAGCCAACAUGAUUCUAAUUCGCUGGAGGAGUGUCCCAUCGGAGCGCAUGUAGGCGCCCAAUUGACUAACUCCUCGACACCACCACCCCUUGCCAUGGCCAUGCCCAUGGCCAUACCCAAGACUCAUGUCGAGCUCAAUCACAUGGAUCCGCACAUAUUGAGUCGUUACUAUGGCACCUACAUGGCUGCCGCAGCCGCUCGUCGUGCCAACUUGGAGGCGACGCGCGCCAAGUCCAUUACACCGCCCCCGCCCAUUGAGCUGGUAUCGCAUCAGUCGUCCUCCCAUUAG